AGCAUCAACGAUCCAUGUCAAAUAAAACAUUUUGUUUUUGUGCGCAAUAAAUCAAAUUGAAUUUGAACUAGAAAGGAAGAGAGUAACUACGAUUUGAAGGAAGAGACGCAGACAUAGGAGGUUUUCCGCCAAAUUCGAAAAUGGUGAAAGAAAUCGAAACUCUGACAGAAGAUGAAAGACGCGCACUUCGUGGAAGCAAAUUCGCCCCUCUUCCCCGCCCUUCCAAUUCCAAACCUAGGUUGGCUCAUCCAGGUGGACCCUUGGCGACGAAUAAAGCAGCGGCUUUGGCCAAGUUUCUGGAGAGAAAGCUGAAAGACCCAAAUGGAUUGGCGUCUAUUAACCCUGAUAUCCUUGAACUUGCUGUCAAUAAUGCCAAAGAAACUGUCUAUGCAAGUGGUACUUCUAAUUCACGAAGAAAUGUUCGGCAUGUGGACUCCUUUGGUGACUCUGAUUCUAAGGAUUCUAGUGAUGAAGAGCAGAAUGAACUAUCUGAGGUAAAGGAAUGCAAGAAGAAGAAGAAGAAGAAGAAAAAGAAGAAAGAGAAAAACAAAAACAAAAAGCCAAAGAAUACAGAGGACCCUGGAUGUGCCGUGAUGAAAAAGCCUAAACAGAAGUUUAAAUUCUGAUCUUAUUUGUACUGGCAAAAUUUUGAAAGAGGAUUGGAGCUCAAAAUUUUUAGCCAUGGUUUCUUUCCUUGCCCAAAUUUGCUACUUACAAGUAACAUGGAGUUUAGAUGCAAUAUUGUGCAGGAGCUUUUGAUUCGAUCGACCUUUCCAACAAGCUACAACAUAGAUUACGAACCUUUAUAUAUAUAUAUUGUUAGAUUCUUUCAUGUUGUGAAGGUGGAGGGAAUUAUUGUUGAAACAAGUCCAAUUUCCAAAUAUUAAAUGGCAAAAAUGCAGGUCGGGCGAUGGGAUUUCAAAUCGUUGUUGUAAUUUGUAAACAUUCAAUUUCAAUCGGGAUAAACACUUUCAUUUGUCCACCCCUUCUUUUAAUAGUUUUUGUGUUUUCUUUUCGUUUU
Glycine soja is the source of this 1021-nucleotide messenger RNA. RefSeq lists its product as uncharacterized. NCBI's taxonomy places the organism in Eukaryota, Viridiplantae, Streptophyta, Magnoliopsida, Fabales, Fabaceae. The transcript has 5 exons. The record is from RefSeq and is a predicted model, not a curated record. The coding region runs from base 141 to 626 and encodes 161 amino acids.